UCCUCCCUAGUGCAGUUAGCUGAAUGCGCUCGUUGUGAGAUGACAGUGUCAUUCAAAUUAUAAGACUGUUGUGUAUUCGCACAAACAUUAAAAGCAUUUUGAGGUACAGCAUAUAAGUAAACGUAAUCCAUGCCUAUUGCUGCUGUAAUGUAAAGAUGGCGAGGCUGCUUCGCAACGUACUGCUGUUUACAGUCAGAGUGACGCUAAAGAUCAGAGUCCUUGGCUUCUGGGCACUGGUUUACAGUUGUUGCGCUUUCUACACUUGUAUAGUGCUGCUAAAACUUUUGUGGAGCAUAAUAAGAAGGCCGUUAAAAACAUUCCAGUGGGUAAUCCGAGAAACCCCCCCUGCCUGCUUGAACGACACGUCCUUGGGAACGCACUGUUAUGUUAGAAUUAAGGAAUCCGGGUUGAGAUUCCAUUAUGUAGCUGCUGGUGAAAAGGGCAAACCUCUGAUGCUGUUUCUCCAUGGAUUCCCAGAGUUCUGGUUUUCAUGGCGUCACCAGCUGCGAGAGUUCAAGACUGAGUUUCGAGUUGUAGCUGUGGAUAUGCGGGGGUACGGGGAGUCAGAUGUACCGGCUGGGAGAGAGCACUACAGGCUCGACUAUCUUGUGACUGAUGUCAAGGAUAUUGUGGAGUACCUGGGUUACAGCAGGUGUUACCUGGUUGGUCAUGACUGGGGUGGUAUGAUUGCCUGGUUAUUUGCUAUCCAUUAUCCAGAGAUGGUGAAUAAAUUGAUUGUUUUAAAUUGUCCUCAUCCUACUGUUUUCACUGAUUACACUCUGCGCCAUCCCUCCCAGUUGGUGAAGUCUAGUUACUUCUUCUUUUUCCAGCUGUCACGGUUUCCUGAAUUCAUGUUUACGAUCGAUGAUUUUAAGGCUAUAAAAUACUUGUUUACUAGUCAGACCACAGGGAUUGGGAGGAAAGGCUGCCAGCUGACGUCUGAAGAUAUCGAUGCUUACAUGUAUGUGUUCUCCCAGCCAGGCGCUCUCACAGGGCCACUCAACUACUACAGAAAUGCUUUCAGUUUUCUGCCUUUGAAACAAGAAGAGGUGAAAUCGCCAGUUUUACUUCUUUGGGGAGAAAGGGAUGCAUUUUUGGAACAGGAGAUGGUGGAAAUAUCAAGAUUAUACAUAAAAAAUCACUUCAGACUGAAUAUUAUUUCUGGAGCUAGCCACUGGCUUCAACAAGAUCAGCCAGACAUUGUGAACACAUUAAUAUGGACGUUUCUGAAAGAAGGAGAGUCAAGGGAAAACUACAGGAACUGAUUACUGUAUGUGCUGCUGCGGAAUACUUGGAAUUGCCUGUGAAAAUGUUUAAAUGAAUCAUUAUCGUUUUAUUUGUAUACAUUUUAACUAUUUCUUUUUUUAAGCAAUGUGAAAUUCAGUAAGCACAUUUUGGCAAAGUAACUGAAAAAUGAAACAGUUUUUGUUAAUGUUAUUUUUGCACCUAACAUUAGCCUUAGUAUUGGGGAUACGGUGACCUUGUGAUUGGUAUUGUGUGGUGCCUUUGAAUAAUGUAUUAAUGUGAAGAAUAAAAGUGUGCCAUUUUUACAACAAUUUAAAUGCUUGAUAGCUGUCACAAAAAUGCACAUUUUGUAUAAUUAAAACCGCCCUUUGUAAAAUUGACAGUGUGUUCUCUUGAAAAGAUAUUGUUCUUCAUAGUUGUAUUUUUGACAGCUGCUCCGACAUAUAAGAAUGUUGUUCUCUUUAUCUUUCAAUAUAAAGUAAUGGUUAAGUAUUGUUAGAAUUUUGUAUGUCUUGUCUUACACAUGCAUCUAUUGAUUCAUCAAUACAAAUCCAAACCAUUCAUUUUUUAAAAGCAAAUAAACA
Molecule: messenger RNA, 1829 nt
Organism: Polyodon spathula (Mississippi paddlefish)
Lineage: Eukaryota; Metazoa; Chordata; Actinopteri; Acipenseriformes; Polyodontidae
Product: epoxide hydrolase 4-like
Exons: 7
Coding region: 156-1265 (369 amino acids)
Molecular function (GO): hydrolase activity
Source: RefSeq, a predicted model, not a curated record